AUGGGUUUUGAAAAAGCACCUAGAAAGUCUGAUUUCACACCAGCUCGUUCACCCCAAGGGAUUCCAGCAUACAAAACACAAGAAGAGUAUUAUGAUGAAGUACUUCAGUUAAGAAAGCAAAUUGGGGCAUUGAACCAAGAAAACUCUACUAUAAAAACAAAGCUCAGACGUUUGGAAGAAGACAACCAAAAAAAGGAAAAAGAAAUCAGUGUUUUAUUAAAUCCAGGAAAGCAUGAAGAUUUUCACAGAACAUUGAGAGAUCAUCAUCCAAGUUCAUCUGCAAUCAUUCAUGGUCUUAAACAGAAAAUUCUAAAACUAGAGACUCAGUUAAAAGACAAAGAAAAUACUUAUAACAAACUGAAAAGUGAUUUGAAGACAACAAAAAUUGAAGAACUGAAAGUUCAAAUGGAGACCUACUAUCAAGAGAUUGUUCGUCUCCAAAACUACAAAAGUCAGUUUCAGAUGAAAGAAACUGCAAAAGGGAAAUCCAUCCAGAGCAAAGUUAAAACCUUGACCUUCUUUAUUACAUUCAGGACUUCAACUAUCUGA
This is a messenger RNA of Acanthosepion pharaonis, 549 nucleotides long. The record is from the annotation of a GenBank genome assembly. NCBI's taxonomy places the organism in Eukaryota, Metazoa, Mollusca, Cephalopoda, Sepiida, Sepiidae.